Messenger RNA from Vidua chalybeata, 926 nucleotides. Its product is annotated as feather beta keratin-like. Bases 1 to 498 code for a protein of 165 amino acids. NCBI's taxonomy places the organism in Eukaryota, Metazoa, Chordata, Aves, Passeriformes, Viduidae. Gene Ontology annotation, molecular function: structural constituent of cytoskeleton. The record is from RefSeq and is a predicted model, not a curated record. The transcript has 2 exons. Gene Ontology annotation, cellular component: intermediate filament.
AUGCCCCAAGGCCAUGGGACAAGGCUGUCCCGCCCCUCCAGGACCAGCAUAAAAGCCAGCCCAGAGCCUCUCUCCCUCACACACUUCUCCACACUCCUUCUGCUCCUGCUCCUGCCAACAACCAGGACCCUCCACCCCACAGCCAUGGCCUGCAACACCCUCUGCCGACCCUGCGGACCCACCCCGCUGGCCAACAGCUGCAACGAGCCCUGUGCCCUGCAAUGCCAGGAUUCCCGCGUCGUUAUCCAGCCUUCUCCCGUGCUGGUCACCCUGCCAGGACCCAUCAUGACUUCUUUCCCCCAGAACACCGCUGUCGGAUCCACCUCCUCGGCUGCCGUGGGCACUGAGCUCAGUGUGCAGGGACAGCCCAUCUCUGGUGGAUUUGGUGGCUUUGGUGGCUACGGCCUUGGCUAUGGCCGUGGAUUUGGCUAUGGCUGUGGCUAUGGGCUGGGAGGCCUGGGCUGCUAUGGCAGAAGGGGCUAUGGCUACAACUGCUAAGGGCCCUCAGCACCAGCCCUGACACCAACCGACCACUCCCUGGAACACAUCUCAGGCAUUGAGGACGCCUCUCUGGGCCAAGGCUCUCAAAGGGGUCAGCACUUCCAGCUCCUGCUCUCAGGCCACCAGCAAGGCAGCAGCCAAAAGGCCAGCCCGAGCUGCCUGCAAACAUGGCCCAUCUCUAUUCCUGCUUUCUCCCACUCCCUGCUCUCCAUUGGAUCCAUUCCUCCUUUGGAUCUCUCCAUUCCUCUCUGGACAAACCCCUUGUCCCAAGCCAGAGACCAUCUGGCACCUCUGCUGGGCUGCUCCCAUUGCAGGCCAGGCAAGGCCUUGAUGCUCUGGUCAAACCUCACCAAAGGAAGGGACCUUGGCUGAUGGUCACCCUCCUUGCACCUCAGACCAGCUCCCUCCCACUGGCUGCUCCUGAG